AUGUCGUCGACGUUCGUCGUCGUCGUCUUGUCGGCAUUCAUAUUUUCGAUUGUCGAUGCACAAAUGAGCGUCUCGACAUGCGGGACGAUGAAAGGCUGCCUGUUUGCACCGCCGGGAUGUCAGCCCUCAACGGAUUGUCAAAUUGCCUUCAGUUACCAGGUCGAUGGCCCGUAUCUGAGCAUGGAAUUGUCCGGCACGCCUCCGACACCUGAUGGAUUUAUUGCCGUCGGAUUCUCAAAUGAUCCCUUUAUGGGCGACGAUAUGGUGGUGUACUGCGCUAACUCUGCCGGUCAAGUAACAGCCGGUCUUGCAAAUAGGCAAUGGGGAUCCGUUCAUGCCAUGUUGGGACUGGUCGCAUGUGUGGUUGCAUGGGCGCAGCCUCUUAAUGCUGUGUUCAGAUGUCAUCCGGAAGAGAAAGGGAGGUUUAUCUUCAAUUGGAUUCACGGUUUCCUGGGUUUUGGAGCAUGGCUGUGUGCAGCCUCGGCGACAAUGAUUUCAGUCGUGCACUUCGCAGGAAUGUUUAGUAAUCGUGAUGCCGCUCUUGGUAUCUACAUUGCGUUCAUUGUCGUAACUGGUCUUACCGUUAUCACCAUGGAGAUACUGACGUUUAAAAGUUGGUGGAUGAAUCGAGACUGCGUCACUAGCGAGAUCGAAAUGACACAUGUUGGUGGAAACGACUCUAUCGUUAAUCGGAAUGAGAUCAUGAAGAUACGAGCCGUGCAACUGCUUCUUCUGAUGAUUUUCGUCGUAGUCGCCAUAGGUACAGCUGUAGCGAUCUCAGUUCUCAUUGCCAACAGACCAAAAAUUUUUUAA
Molecule: messenger RNA, 813 nt
Organism: Angiostrongylus costaricensis
Lineage: Eukaryota; Metazoa; Nematoda; Chromadorea; Rhabditida; Metastrongylidae
Source: the annotation of a GenBank genome assembly